Cyanidioschyzon merolae strain 10D is the source of this 7365-nucleotide messenger RNA. RefSeq lists its product as hypothetical. The record is from RefSeq and is a predicted model, not a curated record. NCBI's taxonomy places the organism in Eukaryota, Rhodophyta, Bangiophyceae, Cyanidiales, Cyanidiaceae. The transcript has a single exon. Gene Ontology annotation, biological process: intracellular protein transport; endoplasmic reticulum to Golgi vesicle-mediated transport; vesicle fusion with Golgi apparatus. Gene Ontology annotation, cellular component: ER to Golgi transport vesicle membrane; cytoplasm; Golgi membrane. Bases 1 to 7365 code for a protein of 2454 amino acids.
AUGAACUUGAUCACCAAGGCAGCGCGCUACGUUGCUGGAGCUGACCGUAAUCCGGCCACCUCUGGUGUUACAGAAGCGCUCGACCUGAUUAUACACCGGCUGCAUUGUGGGCGGUUUCCCUCUGAACGUCUCCAGUGUGUCGAGGUCCUGCUCCGACGGGUGACUGCGGCAGACGAUAAGGUCGCCGAGCUCUUAGAGCAGGCUGAUGCUGAUGCCUGUGACGAGGUCUCAGAAGCGCUGCGGGUCGCGCUGAGCCUCCGGGAAGAGUUGGUAACGAAGGGCGUGCCUCUUCUGGGAGCUAUCCUCGAGCAGGACAGGACGGAGUCUGAACUUAUCCAAAGUACGCUCGCUUUGCUACAACUGCUUCUCUGUGCGCCGACCGUGAGUCUUGCGGGCUCGCUCGAGGACAGCACGCAGGCCGCCUCUUCAGAGAGGCGUUCGCUCGUGCGACGUCGAAGCAAUACCAGCUGCCAAUCGAAGGAAGCCGUUGCGCCGUUGCACCGAAACGAAGACAUUUGGCGGAAGUGGAGUGCCGACACAGCGUCCACGAUACGCACCGCUGUGUCUAUGAUGCUCGGUGCCGCCAGUCCACCCGUCACCGCUUCCGAGCGAGCGGGACUGGGUCUUGUACCGUGCCUGCUCGACUUGCUCGCAGACGGUGACUACUCCGUUCGGCUUCAGGUGUCCGACUUGCUGACGCAUAUCGCGAGGCAUGCCCUGCCACCAUUACAGAAAGCCGUUCUUCGCUGCCCGCGAGGAGUCUCGCGAAUGAUGGAUUUACUGCGGGACCCGCGCGAGGUGGUACGAACCUACGGCCUCCGUCUCGUCAUGGAGCUCUCGCGCAACAGCGGGGAAAUCCAGAGAAUACUUGCUUUUGAAAAUAUUUUCGAACUUUUGUUCGAAAUGAUCGACAAGGCACGCUAUGAGGAAGUCAGUGUCCAUGUCGAUGAGCAGAGCGAUGAGGUUCAGAUAUCUCGGAGAUACGCACCUGCUGAAAACGGCGAUGCCGACGAUAACUCAGAAACAGAUGAUACGGAUGGCUUUCCAGCAUCCGGCCGCCCGCAGUCAGAGUCGCUAGCGAGAACAUCUGCAUCCGACGAGAGUCUACGACAGCAACAACAUGUACCGAUGGUGUUGGCGUCCACGUCAGACGUCAUGGACUUGGUCACGCGAGACUGUCUGAUUUUUAUGGAUAUUUUGCUGGAUGGUGAUCCGGCGAUCGCGACGCUCUUCGCCGAGGCUGGUUGCAUCCCAAAGCUCUGUCCGCUCUUGUUCCUGGCUGAUCAUCCAGCGAAAGCACUGCGACCCGUGCAAGUGGACAACCUGAUUUUGACGAUUGGUUUAGUCGAUCACUUGUCGCGCGCCGAGUCUACGAACAAGGAACCACGGACUCGAGCACUUUGUCUCCAUUACGGUGUUACAGAGAGCAUCGCGCGCUUGAUUUGUAGUGCUCGCAACGCGGACGCCGUCGUUGUCCAAGGUCUUCUGACUUUAGGCCGCCUGUCUCGAGAUCACGUCGCGACCCUAUCAUUCUUGCAUGGACUUUGGGUUGUUGUCGCUGAAGUCGAUGAUUCCAGCCAAGCACGUACCAGCCGGGCACCAAACGGGAAAGAGGUGCAUACGCUUUUUCUUGCAUUCGUGUUGGACAUGAUGACGGAGCACGCAUCACAGGAGCUGCGAGCAGCAGCGUUCUGCUUUCUUUCUAUGGUAUGGCUGGAAAGCGAAUCAGGCUUGUGCUGGUUCACCUGGAUGUUGGCAGACAAGCGUCAGACUUGUGGUGCCGUCGAUCCCGCCUCCAGUAAUCCGCACGCUUCCGAAGUAUUGAAGGACGUCGAAUCGAUCGAUGAACGCACUGCUCAUGCGCUCCAGCGCGUUGUCUCUGAACUGCUGGGUGUUGCUGUCGGCUGGCCCGAUGAAGCUGACCCAGCUGCUGUAUUGUACGCGUGCUCGCUGUUGGCGUCGUGGAUGGUACGCUGCUGUGCUCAGGGUUCAUCGGUGGCCGACCAGGACCCGCUGCUGAUGCCAGUAUCUAGAUAUCGUGUCGUCCUAGGUGCUGGUGCGCUCACGGGCGAAUGCUCAGCAGGUGAGCCUCUGUUUAUGAAGCUGCUGCGUACGUUGGGGCGUGCGGUGCGCGAAAACAGUCCUCCAUUAGUGCGACUAGCGCUGUUGCUGCUCCUGUGCUGUUGGCUGUAUGUUUCAGACAGAGCACGCCAAAAGUUCUUGUCCACACCGCUGAAUGUGCCGCUGCUGAUGGACCUGGUCUCAUCGUCGGGAAGCCGUGCUGAAGGUAUGCUCUUCGUGCAUAUCCGCGGCCUCGCAGCGCUGGCGAUCGCCGAGUGCAUGGAACUCGAGUGUGCAGAAGCGGAAUCGCUGGUGAUAUCGCCAAGAACCCUGGUCGGUAUUGUGCGGAAACGCAUUGGACUGAUGCGCUUUGCUUCUUACUUGGAUGAUGUGCGAGCGUCGGCAUACUUUGCAGCGGCGAUCACGGGCUCUCCUGGACUGCUGCUGGAACAACGCUUCGCGAGAGGCGUCUUGACGACCGAAUCCCGUCAAGGAUCUGGUCUAGUUGAAGAACUUGGACAUAUGUAUAUCUUUCCUCAAGAACUUGUCUCCAUUAUGGAGCCUGUAUAUGACUGCGUCCAAAAACGCCUUCUUCACGAGUAUGUGGAGCAAGAGGUUCCGCCUUCUGAUACCGAGAUGCAGGGCUCGACUCUCAAGUCCGCUGAGGUUGGGGUGAGUGCGUCACCUCGAAACGCAAAGGAGUUUGCGACGCCCGGCUCGUUAUCUAUCGAUAACCGGCACUUCGAUGACACCACAAACAAAUCAUCAAAUGAGAUUCGAGCCAUGCAGAUGCGAAUCCGAGAACUCGAGGAUAUGGUGGCUCAGCUCGACGAAUACAAAAGAAUGAUUCGAAAACAAGACGAGGCGCUGUUGGCAUCCAAAGAAGAAGUUGAAAUGCUCCGCAGGAGCCUUCGUGAGAGUCAGGAUUAUGCAGAUUCGCUUCUGCGCGGCUCAGAGUCGCGUUUUAGGGAGGAACUGAGGCUCGUUCGUGACCAGUUAACUGAGCGCGAGGAUUUGGUACGGCGACUAACGGAACAGGUGGCGUCGCUGGAGCAGGCAUUACAGAGCCGCCAGCGCGAUGUGGAGUCGAUAUCGAAAGCGUGCGAAGCGCUCGCCCUAGAGAACGAGCAACUGAGGAACGCUGGUGCACACGUCGAUGACGGGUCGAGCGUUCUGCCAGCACAGCACGUGCAUAGUGGAGUUUUCCGCGAUCCCGCGGAGCGAACGACUGCGGAUCAUUUCCGAAGCAACGAAGCGCACGCGUACAUCGACGAGACGUCAGAGUCGUCAGCAUGCGAUAUCACUGAUGUCAGGAUAUUGGAACGCGCACUCGCCGAAGAACGGCAGAAGAAUGAGCGGUUGAUGAUUCUCCUGAACCAGUUCGAGGAUGCAGAGCGAGGCGAGGAUAGCGCAUCGGAACUCGUGCGAAUCGAGAAUGCGCACUUGCGAGAGCGGUUGCGAGCGCUCGAGGACUACAUCCAGUCCCAAAAUCGUACGAAUACUGGGGCUGACGGGGCACCCUCAGAUGCAGUGAUCGAAAGUGCCGCUGAAGACGCUAGCGGCAGCGGCUCCGCAAGUCCGCGCUAUCCUGCGAGUGAGGCACCGCCUCUGCGUUCUUCGAGCGAGGAUCGAUUCGCUACCGUACUGCGAGCAGAUACAUCGUUCGACCCUGCUAUCGACGCAGGCUCCCGAGAGCAACGUAUCGCGGACCUCGAAACCCAACUUGUUUCACUGCAGAAAAUGUUGGAACGAUCCGAAGAAGAUGCCUAUGAAACACAGCAAAUCCUUGAAGAACAGGUUAUUCGACUUGAACAGGAACGUGAUACGCUGCGCACGGAACUGGCGUCGUUGCGUUCAGCGGCAGAGCGGGUGACGACGCACGACCAGCACCAGCGACCUGACGUGGCCUCGACGGGCACGCAAACAGAUGUGCUUGCCGCUCUGCAGCCCAGUGAAUCGGAGCUCGAGGCAGCGUCUCGUGUGAGCGGUGAACGAGCAGCCCAAGUCGCAUCAAUGGUGGUAUCUGGGCGUGUGCCGAGUGCUGAUCAACCUCCAGAUGCACUCAUCGAUCGUUGGGUAACAGGGGACAGUUUGCGGUGCGAGGUUGCACCGGCGAAUGCGCUCGCUGCUGGUACGACAGCAAGUGGGCGUCUCAGCAUCGCCCUCGAUGCCCUGCACAACCUGUCCAAUCGCUUCGAUGGAGACCUAGUCCAUGUGUUGGCCUCGUUGCGCUCCAUGGAGGCUCGCGUGGAUACAUUGUGUACCCGCAUCUGGCGGUGUAGCGCAAUCCUGCCAGCACAUAUCCCGCGUGGCAGCGAUGCAUCUGUGGUGCUGUCCGGGAGUGCAGAAGCGAAGAUGACGCUGCAGCGCACGACGGUCGGUGCCUGCACUGCACCAGAGGUAGGGACGUGUGUUGCGCCCUUGGAGGCGCUUCCCGAACUAUUCGCUUAUGCCUUGCGAAAGAAUCAGGCAAUCGCUCGGGAGCGUGCUGCUGGUUAUGGUGCGUUCAGGGUAGAGGUUUUGAUACUGGAAGAGAUACUGAUUAAAGGGCUUGCGCUGGGUGCGCUCAAGGACGCUGCGGUGAAACUGUUUGGAUAUCUGAAGCCUGGGUAUGCCGAGGCAGGGCCUGUCUCGCAUGCUGUUGGAUCCUGGCAGCGUUUAGAGGAUGCAUUUGCGGAAUUGCGUCGGUCUGAAACGCAACUCGCAGAACUCGAAACCCAGUAUCGAAGCGUCUGUGACGAGCGAGACAGGCUUCGGAGCGAAUGCGCGUCUCUCGGGCAUGCGGUAGCAGCCCAGCAAGCAGCGCAAACGCAACUCGCAGAACUCGAAACCCAAUAUCGAAACGUCUGUGACGAACGAGACAGGCUUCGGAGCGAAUGCGCGUCUCUCGGGCAUGCGGUAGCAGCCCAGCAAGCAGCGCAAACGCAACUCGCAGAACUCGAAACCCAAUAUCGAAACGUCUGUGACGAACGAGACUCUCUGCUGGAGCAUGCAAGUCGUCUCGAAAGUGUUCAGGAAACAUGCACAAAUCUGAAAUCCGAACUGGAUGCUCACGUACAUGAGAAGGCGUUGUUGAACUCGCGUAUCCGGUCUCUGGAGGAAGAUCUAGCGCAGGUUUCCCACAGCUUCACUGUGCUCAGAGAGCAGCAUGCAGACUGCGACGGACAAACUGCAGAGCUACAGAGACUCGAGGAGCUGGUGCAGCUCUACCAGACUCGCAUCGAGGAAUACGAAGAAGCGUUGACUGCGGCUACCAGAGACCGCCGCCGGCUCGAGGAUCUGGAGGAUUCCAUGCGAACGAUCACGCGAAGGUGCGAAGAGCUUGAGAGUGAACGACGGGAGUUGGAAAUCUCUUUAGAACAGGCCCAGGCGGAUAGGGAGAAACUUGCUGAACUGGAAGCGAGAAAUCGCGAGCUCGAAUCCAAAAGCGAAACGCGCGAUGCUGAAUUGGAGGAACUUAGCGCUCAGGUUUUACUCUUGCAAGAAACGCUUGCAUCUCGAGAAGACCAAGUACAGCACCUACAGAGUCAAGUGCAGAACUUGCAAAAUGCCCUCGGCCUGGAGCGUGAAGAAGCACUGGCGGCGGAAAAGCAGUACGAGGAAAUCAGCCACGAACUGCAAUCGCAGCUGGACCGAGUACUCGCGGAGCACGCCGAGACUCAGCUUGCGCACGAUGAGUGCGUAGCGGAGCUUCACCAGACCAACCAGAGACUGGCUACCGCUGAGGAGCAACAGGAAGCACUCUGUGCUCGCAUCCAUAUGAUCGAAGCGGAGCAUCAUCGAUGGAGACGAGCGCUUACGGAUCAGAUCACUGGAGUGAUAGACGCGACCGCAUCCGAGGUCAGUGCAUGUGCGUCGACCGUUCACUUCUGGAGGGAUAAGCAAUUCGCCAUAAUCGACCGGCAGCUUGAUAUGCUCACUGAUCAGCAGGCAACAUUGCAAGAAUGUGAACUUGAGUUUGACAACCUCCAGGCGCAAAUCCGCGCUGUCAUCCUAUCAGCUGGUGCUACGGGUACCGAACAAGUCGCAGACUCGGAGGCGAGGCGCAACGAGCGCUCACCGCAGCCAGUUCCUGCGGUGCUAGCGAUGCAUGGUGAGCACGACCCCGAUGAUAACGAUGGCGAUGACGAUCAUGAUGAUGAUGAUGAUCACGCCGAGUCAGCGAUCAGGGCUGACAAAGCGUUCGCUGGAGAGCAGCAUACCCAUCAAGUACAACUUGUCCGCGAUGCCUAUGAACGGCAGUUAGCUGAACUUGAAUCUAGGCACGAGGCCAGUAUGCGUGAAAUGAUGCGGGUCCAUGAACAAGUCCUCCAGGAACUCGAGGAAGAGAUCGAACACCUGCGCACGAUUGCGCUUGCGUCAUCGCACAAGCGCGCGUUCGACGAAGCAUCAGCGCCAGAAACAACCCAGUACCGAGCAAGUCCCGAAAACGAUUCCAGCGCUUCAUAUGAUGUGGACGGCCCAGCAGCGGAUCCAGCGUCCGUCGAUGCGCUACAGCGCUCUCUCGUGAAAGAACGCAUGGCGAGCGGCGAUCUUCGCCAAGAGAACAUUCGUCUUCAGACCUGUAUCAGCGCCCUACGCGCACGCUUGGCAGCAUGGGAGCACGCCCAGCAUCCAAAUGCCUCUGGAACUCGUGCCAGCGUGCUUGCUGGGACACCCAACGACGACGACGACGACGACGACGACAACGGCGACGACCAGGUAUCUUCACGAGAAGCGCUCACCGACACGAACCUGCCCCGACUGGAGCCAGCGCAUCCAUCCGACGAUACCAGAGGGAGCCACAGCCAGCAUAUGGAGACGGCGGCAGAGUUGCCAAGCAGUGCAGCUGCACAGCGCGACCUCAUCGCGCAACUAGAGAAACAGAUCGAGGAACUCAUUGCCCGCGAGUCACGACUUGCCAGCGCAGUCGAAAUGGUGCACGAUGAGAACAUGUUGCUGCGCAAGCAACUCGCCGAGCAGCACCACCACGACAAGCGGGCGCAACCACAGCAACCCUGGCGAGCAACGCACGUCAACGAGCUGGACGCAUCCGGUGCUGACAGCUCGCAGCACGCCUGGUUGCCGUCGUCAGCUUUCGCAACAGCAUCAGCAGCAGUACCAGCAACAGGUGCGGCAGUGGUGAAAGCGCAGGAGCAAGAGCAGGACGCCACACAAGUCCACGUGGAUCCGCGCGCUGCGGACAUGGAGGCGGAGCUUUGGCGUCUUCGAGAAGAACACAACGAGCUCCUUAUCUGCCUCGCAGAAAUGGAAAUGGAAUGCAACGCCUACAAGGAGCGCUUACGCAAGCUUCUCCAACCAUAA